Messenger RNA from Labrus bergylta (ballan wrasse), 2235 nucleotides. Lineage: Eukaryota; Metazoa; Chordata; Actinopteri; Labriformes; Labridae. The record is from RefSeq and is a predicted model, not a curated record.
AUGCAGACCUGAAUAUCGCACAGACGGCAUGGGCGACAGCGGUGUCUACGUCUGCUCAGUGAUUUCUUCUCAGGACCUUUCAGGAAACGGAGAAGACUACACGGAGCUUAUCGUUCUCGAGAGAAAGUCAGACACUACUGACCUCCUGCCUGAGAUUGACUUACUGAUUAUGGAAGACUGGCUCCUCGUUGUUCUGGUUGUGUUGGGCUUCCUGCUGCUGCUGCUCCUGAUCGGGAUCUGCUGGUGUCAGUGCUGUCCACACACCUGCUGCUGCUACGUCAGCUGCCCCUGCUGCCCCGACCGCUGCUGCUGCCCACGAGCGCUGUACGAGGCAGGAAAAGCAGUGAAGAAAGGUUUGCCCAAUCAGUAUGCUCCCACCAUGUAUGCUCCCAGUAUGUAUGCUCAGCCACCAUACAGUGGUCCACUUAUGAACCAGCCUGGUAUACCCCUUCUCCCUCUACCCAACGGAGCUGGCCAUGCUCCUCCUCAAAACGGUUAUGGGCGGGAAUAUGACGCCGCCAGCUCAAUUGGACAGGGCUCUCAGGUACCUCUGUUGCAUGACCCGGACAGUGGAGGAGACCACACUCGCAGUGGAUAUCGUAUCCAGGUUGACCCCGAUGGGAAUGCCACACGUGCCAUUUACUACAUGGAAAAGGAGCUGUCGAAACUGGACCCGUCAAGACCUACCAACUACAACCGCAUGGAUAACAUGAGUGAAGUCAGUUCUCUACAUGAUGUUUUGGACCCUCGAGGUCGGGGGGGCCGAUCCCAGCCGCCACCUCUGGCUACGGUUUAUGACCGGGAUGAAGCCAUGAGCACCAUCAGCAGUGUUUCCCAGCAGGGACACCGCCGUGAUGAUUACCCACCCCGAGGCGGAGGCUACAUGGGUGACCGUGCACGAGCACGCUCCAUGGACAACCUGGACGACAUCGUACGUCGUUACGGCCGAGAUGACCUCCCAGCAAACCGGCGUCCAGAUGAGCCGAGAGGCAGGAGAGGUUCAGAUGAUGGGUGGAGCAGCAGUGCCCGCAGCGGCUACGACCGCGACGUGGACGAGCGAAGGCGACGUGACUACUCCCCUGAUAACCGCCGGAGAGGAGACAGAGGGGGCUACGGCGACCUCCCAGGGAGACGCAGCCGUAGUCGUGACGAUCUGAUGGACCUGGAGAGGGAUCGGCGUCCCGGUGCCAGGGGCGGACGGGAUGAUUAUGAUGACAGCUUCCUGCGAGAAGCGAUGGAGAGGAAGAAACUGGGCGAGCAGCAGAGGGCACGCAGCAGGGAUCGACUGGACAGCGAGAGCGACCGCUCAGAUCGCGGCAGGGCGCCACGUGGACCUCCACCACUUCCUCAGAACCCGCCCGCUGGAUACCCGGGUCGCCGUGAUGACUACCCACCUCCUCCGCCUCCUCCAUACAGUGAUGAUGAAAGUAUGUCAUCAUCUAAAAAAACCAACCUCCGCAAGAACGGAGCUGUAAGUCGGGAGAGCCUGGUCGUUUAAAGACCACCACGACGUGAGCAACUCUUCCAAUACCGCAGCUUUUUAUUAACCCAAAAAGGACCGGACUGUAAAUAUUUAGACACACUGCUAAUUUGCUGAGCUGAUUUUUUUUAAAAUGUUUUUUAAUUUACACUAAACUUUGAUGCUGAAUGUGUAUGAAUGCUUUUCUAACAGAGAGGCACACAGAUGAAAUGCUGCGGGCCUUCUCGUGUAUAAAAACAUUGUGGCUGCCACAAGUGCCUUACGUUUGUACAGAAUUUAACUUGUAGAUGUGAAAGUCAGCUAGAUAGAAUAUCUCUGUAAAGGUGUUUGAAUCUUGAUGACUAGAGAUGUCCCGAUUGGUUUCAACUUUAUCGUUUUUUUUUUAUAAAUUUGAUGUAGUCUUAUUCAGCUGAUGUAGUCUUGUCUGGGUCUUUAGAUUUGUUGGCUCUUUAUAUGUGAAAAGUAAAAUGUUUUUACAAGAUAAAAACUUAAAGGAACUGAUUUUAACUUUGCUUUUAGUUAUGUAAAAGUGUGCUCAAUGUAUUUAGAAACCUGGUGAACAAUAUAGAUGUUGUUUGAGUGCUUCUUAUUAAUGUUGGUUUUUUUUCUUCUUUUUCCAAAAAAACAAAACAAUUUUUAGUUCAAACCAGAAUGAUAUUGUACAGCUAACCAGUAAAACACACUCAAAAUGUAAACGUAUUGUGAUGUGAUGAAACUCAAAUUUUACAAUAAAGUCAGUCUCCACUGUCAGUUCA